Molecule: messenger RNA, 711 nt
Organism: Misgurnus anguillicaudatus (oriental weatherfish)
Lineage: Eukaryota; Metazoa; Chordata; Actinopteri; Cypriniformes; Cobitidae
Gene: mylz3
Product: myosin, light polypeptide 3, skeletal muscle
Cellular component (GO): contractile muscle fiber; myosin II complex
Molecular function (GO): calcium ion binding
Source: RefSeq, a predicted model, not a curated record
AGAUCCGCCCCGUGACAUCAUUUGCAUAGCAUAAAUAAGAAGGACCUGGUCCAUGGUUCAGGACCACUCUCCUGGGACUCCGGCUUCUUGACUUCAUCCCCUCGCUCCUCAUCCCAAACCUGCAACAUGGCUGGAGAAUUCACUGCUGACCAGAUUGAGGACUUCAAAGAGGCUUUCGGUCUCUUCGACAGAGUUGGUGACAACAAGGUGGCCUACAACCAGAUUGCCGACAUCAUGCGUGCCCUGGGUCAGAACCCCACAAACAGUGCUGUCAAGAAGAUCCUGGGCGACCCAUCUGCUGAUGAUAUGGCCAACAAAAGAGUUGACUUUGAUGCUUUCCUGCCAAUGUUGAAAACCGUUGACGCCAUGCAGAAAGGUACAUACGACGACUACGUUGAGGGUCUGCGCGUCUUCGACAAAGAGGGCAAUGGCAAAGUUAUGGGCGCUGAGCUGCGCAUUGUACUGUCCACACUGGGUGAGAAGAUGAACGAGACUGAGAUUGAGUCUCUCAUGCAGGGACAGGAAGAUGAGAACGGCAGUAUCCCAUAUGAGGCUUUCGUGAAGCACAUCAUGUCUGUGUAAGAGGCCGCCCGUUGUGAGAGUGGUGAGGAAGGCUGAAUUAUAUCUGCAGACCCCAUGGUGUCGGGACAUCCAUUCUGUUAUGAAGACCAAUCAAUAAAAAGGACUUUGGGAUGUCACUUCUGAACCAUU